Messenger RNA from Acanthosepion pharaonis, 750 nucleotides. Lineage: Eukaryota; Metazoa; Mollusca; Cephalopoda; Sepiida; Sepiidae. The record is from the annotation of a GenBank genome assembly.
AUGAUUGGAAGAAGGGAUUUCUUUUUUAUUAUUUUUUCUGCUUUUUCUCUUACUUCCUUUUCAUCUUCCUUUUCUUUUUUCCUUUUUCUUCCACUUCGGUUAUUUUAUUUGGUGUUUUCUCCUUGUUCUUUCGUUACUUCUUGUCAUCAAUAUACUUCGUCUUUCUCCGCCAGAAUCCUUUUGCACCAACAGACUUUCUUCUUCUUCUUCUUCUUCUUCUUCUUCUUCUUCUUCUUCUUCUUCUUCUUCUCUUUUUUUUACUCAUCUUCGUUUGUUUUCUAUUGUUUGCUUCUAAUUCGUUUAUUCUGCUUCUUCUUCUUUCUUUUUCAUUUCUUUCCUUCUUUCUUUUUCGACGUCAAUCUUUCUUUGCAGUUGUCGUCUUUUUUCUUCUUUUGCCCUUCCUCUUCCACUUUCAGGUGUCUUCUUCAACGUCUUUCUUUGUUUCUUUUUUCUUUGAAUUUUCUUUUCUUACGGGAAGUGCUCCUUUCUUUUGGUAAUGUUCUGCUUUUAAAAAAUCUUUUACUCUUCUUUUCUCGCAUUUUCAUUCGAAGAUUUUUCUUUUUUAACCUUUAUUUUCAUUCUUAUUUUUUCCUUCUUUCUUCCUUUUUUCUUUCUCUUUCCCGUCUCUCCACCCCUUUCUAUUCAUUCUUCCUCUUCGUAAUCUAUCUCUCCCUUUCUUUUCUUCUUAAACGCUUCCUUUCAUUUUCUUCGUCCUCUUCUGAAAAUCCUUCAAUUCAUUCUUCUUCUUAA